AUCUAGAUCCCAAGGGCACUUUAGGGGCACGUAUAUCCCGUUCCUCCUGGGCAGCGCCAUGCAGUCCCUGUGGCUUUGCUGGACACUCUGCAUACUGCCCCUGGCUGGCCCUGGGGCAGCGGUGACUGAGGAACAGGUUCUGAGCAGUCUCCUGAAGCAGCUGCAGCUCAGCCAGGCCCCGGUCCUGGACAGAGUGGAUGUGGAGGGGAUGGCUAUCCCUACCCAUGUGAGCUCCCAGUAUGUGGCCCUGCUGCAGGGAAGUCAUGCUGACCGCUCCCGAGGCAAGAGGUUCAGCCAGAACUUUCGAGAGGUGGCAGGCAGGUUCCUGGUGUCAGAGACCUCCAGUCACCUGCUGGUGUUCGGCAUGGAGCAGCGGCUGCCGCCUAACAGUGAGCUGGUGCAGGCCGUGCUGCGGCUGUUCCAGGAGCCCGUGCCCAGAACAGCUCUCCGGAGGCUUGAGAGGCUGCCCCCUCACAGUGCCCAAGCUCGGGUCACCAUCGAGUGGCUGAGAGUCCGUGAGGAUGGCUCCAACCGCACCGCCCUCAUCGACUCCAGGCUCGUGUCCAUCUACGAGAGCGGCUGGAAGGUCUUCGAUGUGACCGAGGCUGUGAACUUCUGGCAGCAGCUGAGCCGGCCGAGGCAGCCGCUGCUGCUCCAGGUGUCGGUGCAGAGGGAGCAUCUGGGACCGGGGACCUGGAGCGCACACAAGUUGGUCCGGUUCGCGGCGCAGGGGACGCCAGACGGCAAGGGCGAGCCACAGCUGGAACUGCACACGCUGGACCUCAAGGACUACGGAGCUCAAGGCAAUUGUGACCCCGAGACACCAGUGACUGAAGGCACCCGAUGCUGUCGCAAGGAGAUGUACCUGGACCUGCAGGGGAUGAAGUGGGCUGAGAACUGGAUCCUAGAACCCCCAGGGUUCCUCAUUUAUGAAUGUGUGGGCAGUUGCCGGCAGCUGCCAGAGUCUCUGACCAUCGGGUGGCCAUUUCUGGGGCCUCGGCAGUGUGUGGCCUCAGAGAUGACUUCCCUGCCCAUGAUUGUCAGCAUAAAGGAGGACGGCAAGACCAGGCCUCAAGUGGUCAGCCUGCCCAACAUGAGGGUGCAGACUUGUAGCUGUGCCUCGGAUGGGGCGCUCAUACCUAGGGGGAUAGAUCUGUAGUGCCGUAUCUACAGUUUUUUUUUUUUUCUUUUUCUUUUCUUUUCUUUUUUUCAGAGCUGGGGACCGAACCCAGGGCCUUGCGCUUGCUAGGCAAGCGCUCUACCACUGAGCUAAAUCCCCAACCCCGUGUCUACAGCUUUAUUGUCCUAACUUAGUACCCACACUUUAUCUUUGCCCUACAGUCCUUG
Messenger RNA from Rattus rattus (black rat), 1347 nucleotides. RefSeq names its product left-right determination factor 2. Gene Ontology annotation, cellular component: extracellular region. The record is from RefSeq and is a predicted model, not a curated record. Bases 59 to 1159 code for a protein of 366 amino acids. Lineage: Eukaryota; Metazoa; Chordata; Mammalia; Rodentia; Muridae. The transcript is spliced from 4 exons. Gene Ontology annotation, biological process: BMP signaling pathway; SMAD protein signal transduction. Gene Ontology annotation, molecular function: transforming growth factor beta receptor binding; cytokine activity; growth factor activity.